Molecule: messenger RNA, 1468 nt
Organism: Nerophis ophidion (straightnose pipefish)
Lineage: Eukaryota; Metazoa; Chordata; Actinopteri; Syngnathiformes; Syngnathidae
Product: beta-2-microglobulin-like
Exons: 3
Coding region: 100-453 (117 amino acids)
Biological process (GO): antigen processing and presentation of exogenous peptide antigen via MHC class II; peptide antigen assembly with MHC class II protein complex; positive regulation of T cell activation
Cellular component (GO): MHC class II protein complex
Molecular function (GO): MHC class II protein complex binding
Source: RefSeq, a predicted model, not a curated record
CAGUGGGCGGACAAUAACGUUGGUACUUGUUUAUCCAGGUCGACAUAAUACUUUCGUUUUAGUUUAGUGCGCUAAACAAGGCGAGCGGUCGUCAUAAACAUGAAGGUUCCAGCAUUUUUGCUUGUCCUGGCUGCCGUUUACUGGGUAGUGGACUCCAAAUUCAGUCCACCAAAAGUUCAUGUUUACAGCGCCAACCCAGCAAUGUUUGGGGAGCAAAACAUGGUGAUCUGUCACGUGAGCGAAUUCCAUCCCCCUGACAUCCACAUCAAGCUGUUCAAGAAUGGAAAGGAGAUCAAGGAGGCCGUCCUGACCGAUCUGAGCUUCAAGAAGAACUGGCACUUCCAUCUGACCAAGCACGUUGAGACUACACUUGUGCAAGGAGACAAGUUCAUGUGUGAAGUCAUUCAUGGAACAAGUGCCUCAAAAUACUUUGACUGGGAGGUCAACAUGUAAGAAGAGGUCCAGUGAUCUGUGACACCUAAGAAAUGCACUAGCCAGCAAAAAUAACGCAAGAAUUUCACCUUUCAUUCCGUCACAUCCUCCAUUGAUCUGUGACUGUAAAGCAAUGGUUCUCAAACUUUUUUCAGUGAUGUACCCCUUGUGAACAUUGUUUUGAUUCAAGUACCCCCUAAUCAGAGCAAAACAUUUUUGGUUGAAAAAAGAGAUGAAGAAGUAAAAUACAGCACUAUGUCAUCAGUUUCUGAUUUCUUAAAUUGUAUUACAGUGCAAAAUAUUGCUCAUUUGUAGUGGUCUUUCUUGAACUAUUUGGAAAAAAAAGAUAUAAGAAAAAAACAAAAAACUUGUUGAAAAAUAAACAAGUGAUUCAAUUAUAAAUAAAGAUUUCUACACAUAGAAGUAAUCAUCAACUUAAAGUGCCCUCUUUGGGGAUUGUAAUAAAGAUCCAUCUGGAUUCAUGAACAAUUAGGGUUAGGGUUAGGGUUCUAAAAAUUUUUUCACAAAAAAAUAAAUCUUUAACAUCAAUAUUUAUGGAACAUGUCCACAAAAAACAUAUCUGUCAACAAUAAAUAUUGCAUUGUUGUAUUUUUUUCACAGUUUAUGAACUUACAUUUAUAUUUUGUUGAAGUAAUAUUCAAUAAAAAUAUUUAUAAAGGAUUUUUGAAAUGUUGCUAUUUUUAGAAUAUUCCAAAAAAUUCUCAAGUACCCCUUAGCAUACCUUCAAGUACUCCCAGGGGUACGCGUACCCCCAUUUGAGAACCACUGCUGUAGAGGGACAUCGGGAUUGGGGGGUUUUUUAUUUGCUGUCUUCAAUCAAUCAUAUCACACUUUUAAUUAUUUUAAGGCACUAUCAAGUUUUUGCUCAUGGCAACUUUUUUGCAAUGAAAUAGGGUCAAAGGAAAUGUUUGAUUAAAUGUUAGCCAAUAUAAUCAGUUUGGAAAAUAAAUCUUGGAAAAAUGGAAAAAUGGAAAAAAAAUGUCACAAACUUUCCUAAUAAAAAAUGUUCCAUCUC